This is a messenger RNA of Humulus lupulus (European hop), 1913 nucleotides long. RefSeq lists its product as uncharacterized. Bases 645 to 1691 code for a protein of 348 amino acids. NCBI's taxonomy places the organism in Eukaryota, Viridiplantae, Streptophyta, Magnoliopsida, Rosales, Cannabaceae. The record is from RefSeq and is a predicted model, not a curated record. The transcript has 9 exons.
UCGUUCUAAUCAGAAUCAGAAGCAGAAGACGAAGAAGAAGAAGAAGAAGAAGAAGAAGAAGAAGCUUUCUUUGUGCUUUCCUUUUCUUCUGUGAAUUUUUCCUUUUCCUUUUCAUUUUCUUCUACUCUCUAUCUUGUUUUCCGAGGAGCCAAACAGGACAGUUUUUGGAGGGAAUUGUCGAUUGUUGGGGACUGACUGUCAAAAUGUCGAGGAUCUGAGGCUUUCCAGAGAGAAAACUUAGUCUCGUACAUUUUUCAAGAGAUUUGAGAGCUUGCUCUUCGAAGGAAUCCGAACUGUUAAUCAUCGUCCUUAUCGUAUCAGGAAUUUCACGAGAAGGAACCAGUGAUUCAGCCCCCGAAUUGCGACAAUCUUCUCAAGCUCUUGCCGUAGUUUACAGUUUCGGCGUUUGAAGACCAGAUGAGAAGUUGUUCUCUGAAUUGAGGAUGGUGGUAGCGGCGGCCAAAUCUGAGUAAGAGAGUGACGUUUGCACAAUCGUCUUAACUGGAUUUGGUUUCGGUCUUCGGAUACAGAUAAAUUACAAUAUCAUCUGGAAUUUCAGAAUUCAACAGUUCGAGCAAGCUAUAGUACUUUCAUCAGUCUGCAACCCAUUGGGCGCUCUGGAUUGCGUCUUCCCUCCAAAAUAGAUGAGAAUCGUAGUUCUGGGUGUACAAAAGCAAAUGGACAAAGACUCCACUAGGCACAACCAUACUACUAGUACUACUACUAAUAAUAAUAGUAAUAAUAAUCCAAGCACUAGAGAAAGAUGCGGAGGUGGAGAUGGAUCGCUUCUAUUGAGAGCGAGCUCAGAUGCCCUUAGGCAAACGACGACCUCAGAUUACGUUUUACAGUGGGGGAAUCGGAAGAGACUAAGGUGUAUGAAGGUCCAGGUCAAGGACGACUCCACCGGCCCGGUUAAUCGGACCACCGUCCGAGUGGAUCGUCGGGUCGUCAGAGCCGAUAAAGACUCCUCUAAUCAGCCCAGUAUUACCCAUAACAGUGGCUAUUUAAAUCUCCGCCAGAGGCCUUCUUCGCCGCAGCCACCGCCUUCUCAGCGGAUUCUAAGGUGGGUGCAGAUCUUUGGCUCAAAAGGAGAGCUCAGGCCUCAUGGUAAGUUCAUGAGGGCGUCCCUUAUAGUUUUUAGUAGUUGGUCUAUGGGAAUGGUGGCUUUUGACUUGUUCCUUUUUAGAAACUCGGAGAGCGCAAGUGCCAUGAGAGGGCAGAGCAACGGUGGUGUGAGGGGAAUUACUUCGCCGGAUAGGGGUGCGCACGAUAAGAAAGGAGCAGCCACCAACCACAACCACCACCACCACCACCACCACAACGAGAACAAUCAUAAUAACAAGUCUGCAGCUUCUUCGGAGACGGCGCACGAUAGCAAGAAGGGUGGAGGGUCGUCCUCCGGAAGCGGUGAGCUGGCGGCGGUGGCGCCGCCCGUUUGGCCGCCCAAGUUUGUGAUUGCUUUGACCAACAAGGAGAAAGAAGAAGAUUUCUUUGCCUUCAAGGGCUCUAAACUACCUCAAAGACCAAAGAAAAGAUCCAAAUUCAUACAACGCACACUCAAUUUGGUUAGUCCAGGAGCAUGGCUAUGUGACUUGACCCUAGAAAGAUACGAGGUCCGGGAGAAAAAGAUCAUAAAAAAGAGACCAAGAGGCUUAAAGGCAAUGGGAAACAUGGAGUCUGAGUCUGAGUAAAGGUUAAAGGCACAAAUCAAAUCAAAAGAAAAGAAAGGAAGAUAUACAUAUGCAUGCAUACACCUCUUCUUGACUCGACUCCACAAGGGAAGAGACUCUCACUGUUUUGAGCGGUUUGAUUGAGCUUUUUCAAUGUCUUACUCUUGUAUUUGUACCUCUCAAACUUCCACUGGACAUUCUUUUUCCAGUGCUAUAAAUAUAUAUAUUAUUUAUUUUCCACUA